Messenger RNA from Trachemys scripta elegans, 1099 nucleotides. RefSeq names its product NCCRP1, F-box associated domain containing (gene NCCRP1). The record is from RefSeq and is a predicted model, not a curated record. Gene Ontology annotation, molecular function: ubiquitin protein ligase activity. The transcript is spliced from 6 exons. Gene Ontology annotation, biological process: glycoprotein catabolic process; SCF-dependent proteasomal ubiquitin-dependent protein catabolic process. NCBI's taxonomy places the organism in Eukaryota, Metazoa, Chordata, Testudines, Emydidae. Bases 118 to 849 code for a protein of 243 amino acids. Gene Ontology annotation, cellular component: cytoplasm; SCF ubiquitin ligase complex.
GUUGCCCCACAAACCUUCCUGUUCCUCCUCCCCUCCCGUGGCCGCGGCCCGCCCUGGGCAGGGAUCCCAGCUCCCCAGUCUCCCUCCUCCAGCCCCGAGUGCCUGCAACCCCUCGGGAUGGCGUCCCAGCAGCUGCGGGCCCAGACCCUGCCCCUCUCCCCCGGGGCCCAGGAGCGGGGCUGGCAACAGCAGUUCGAAGGGGCCUGGGAGCUGGGCCGCAGGGGGGUCCCCCUGCCCAGGGACCCUGACUGGAAAGCCCUGUGCGAGCGCAAGCCCUUCGAGAGGAACCUGCUACAGAGCCCGAACCCCGAAGGUGUGAACAUUUCGGAGCCAGCUCCUCGCCAGCCACCCAACAGUCCCCGGGGGCCGCUGGAGUCCUUGGGUAAUUUCAGCGGCUGGGCCAUUAGCACCGAGGAGCUCCCUCCCCAGACGGGCGACAAGAAGCCCGGCUCUGCGGCUCCGCGCUUGAGCUGGUGCAUCAAACAGCAGCGGGUCGACCUGCUGGCCGAGGGGCUGUGGGAAGAGCUCCUGGACUCCUACCAGCCGAACAUCACCGUCAUGGACUGGUACGAAGACAGCCGUCUGGCCGAAACCGUGUACCAGCUGCACGUCCGGCUUCUGUCCGCGGACGGGCAGACGCCCCUGCGGGAAUUCCACCACCAGGGCCCCGAGCACGGGGCAUCCCAGGAGAAGAAGAACUGGUGCCAUGUUUCCCACGUUUUCCAUGACUAUGGCCCGGGAGCGCGCUACGUCCAUUUCCAGCACCGGACCUUGGACGCCGAGACGCCGGGUGGGUUCUGCCGCACCAGAGCGACGGACAGCAGCGUCUCCGUGCAGCUGCGGGACUGACGGAUGGGCCGGCAGCCGGGGGGUGGGGGAGGGCGCGGUUCGGUUUCUGUUCCCCCGGGGGCUGACGGCAGUACCUGGGCAAAAGCCGGUGCUGGAUUCACUGGGAGCGGAGAGCCGUGUCCCCUCUCUGUGCCCUGGGGGCAAAGCGGGGGCUGGGUGAGGCCUGUCAGGUCAGUCUCACCGUGAGGGGCUGGGAGCCAGGACUCCUGGGUUCUAUGCCCAGCUCUGGGAGGGGUAUGGGGGGUCUAGU